UUUUUUUCUUUAACAUUAUAUUGUCAUUUUCCGACUGAGUAUUAAAGAACAAUGAGAUCUUCUAAAAAAGGUUCAAUACUUUGAGGAAAAAUAUCUUCGGUAAUGGUAAUUAACAUCACACACUGAUCGUGACACAUAAGCCAACUCUUAGUCAUUUGUUUCAAUCUUUGUGGAUGCUAAAGAGCGCGUGAAAAAAGGGAACGUCAUGGUGUGUUACUAUGACUCUCAGCUCGAUCCAUCACAUUUCCGUUUGAUUCAUGCAUCUGUUCCUGAAGUUUUAAAGUGGUUUAGCGAUUUGUCCGCUUCUAAGCGUAUAGAAUUUGUUUGUGGCUUACUUCAGUUAUCUACGCCACCAGAGCUAAGGUUCUACGGCAGCUGCUUGGAAGAGAUUGCCCGUCAAGAUUACGAAAGUCUCCAUGAUUCUGAAAUACAGGCAAAUGCACCCAUGGAAAAUUAUGGUGUUUUAACUUUGUAUAAUACUGUGCCAUUGAAUCCUGGUAUUUCCACUUUAGUAACUCCGAUUUCUAUCCCGAUUCCUCCCUCAUUUAUAAUAUUAAAUAACAACCCAACAUUGCGAUCUAAACUUAUUAUCAGUCUUUCACUACUUAAUUCUACAAAUAUACCAGCAGCUACAAGUUAUUUUGAAAUGUUAAUGGCUGAUGAGAGUGACACACAUUCGCCGAAUGAUCUACAAAUAUCGACUACCAUGUUUAGAACAUCUUCCCUUGUAAAAUGUAAAUCAUCUAAGAGUGGGUCUGUUUCAUCAGACGACAGUGAUGACGAAUUGUCUUCAGUAGAUAUUUUAAGGACUAUUAACCCGCAAGUCUUGGAUGAAAUCAUGCUCAUUUACACACUUGCUGCAUUUCAUCCUGCUUUCUCUUUUGACCAGCGACAACGUUUGUAUAAGCGUUUAUCCAUCGUAAAAGCCUUAUCUGAUCAUUCAGUAAAAAUUGCUCAACUUGCCAAUCAGUAUAAAGAUCCAAAUAAACAUGUCCUUAGUGGGUGGGAAAAGCCCCCUCGAAAAUCACAGUCUCCAUCUAACUAUAAACACCAUUCCUGUCUAAAUUUUCCUGCCAGAUCUAAUGUUCCGCUGUGUCCUGCACCAAGACAAUGUCGUCUUCACGGUGACCAAAGCUCCAUCAAUCAAGACUCCAAUAAUAAUCUUUGUACAAAGUAUUCACAUUGUGGUUAUUUGCUGUGUCAUUGCUCACAAUGCCAUCAUCGAGGUUCUGUAACACAUUCAUUACGUCGGCAUAGUUUACCGUCAGAUUGUUUGCGUUUUUGUGGAUAUGACAGUGACGAAAACAAUAAGUGGUAGCCCUCCCCGUGUCAGCUCUGUACAAUAGAACUGUCCUAAUGUUGGUGUUGAAAAUCCUGGCCUUAAUCAUGGAUAGCAGUACUUCUGGGUUCCAUAUUUUCUUCAGUUGUGGAAGUUUUACCUUUGCUCUCCUAGUUCGUACCUCGAAAUAACCGAAUUCUCCAUGUUUAUCAAUGAUGCCCACGAUAUACGUAAAUGCUCCCACGUUUUUGCGAGCUUCGUCACCAAGUGUGGGUUCGUUGGUACUCACCACGUUGUGCUUUAAGAUCUUGUUUUUUCCUUUGUGAAUGUUGAGACCUACUGCUGUGGAAGCCACUGCGUCACUGGUUCAUUCUCUGCAUUUAUUGCUGUGUAUGCGAUAGAAAGGUUAAGUCAUCUUGAUGAAGUUUUGUUCUCCAGCUCAGAGAACAAAAUUCCAUCAAAAUCAUCCACCUGAGCUACAAAUCUUCUCCACCAGGCUAAAUCAUCUCCAAAGUCCCAGUUGUCUAAAGAGUCUACCGUGUCUAGCGCUGCUUCUGAGAUGUGAAAGUCUUCAUCACUCAGCCAACAGCUAGCAAAAAGAGAAAGGAGAAUGGGAAUAAUUUUCUGACACCAGUUCUCACGUGGAAGGCAUCUGUAAGCUCCCUUUCAUGCACAAAUUUGCAGUUCAGUUCCUUGUAGAAGUUGCGUAUGAUGUUGAGGAUCUUUUCAGGUACUUCGUAUUAUCGGUAAACAUUCCACAAUGUGUUUUUAUCCACCCUCUCGAAUGCUUUUGCCUAAUCUAGAGAGUUGAUGUAUAAUGAUGACUUCCAUUGUUACAUGACCGAUCCUUACGAAAACCAGCUUGUUCGUCUCAAAUUCGUUUGUCUACUGAAUCUUCCAUUCGAUCCAGCAACACCUUUAAGAACUUGGUCUGACACUGAUAGUAGUGUGAUGUCCUUGAGCUCCUUCGGUAUUUGAUGAAGUAUCGCUAUUUUCAGUUUCGUUGGUACUUGCCGUUUCUUCUGAAUCCUGUCGACUCUAUGCCUGGCUUCAGUGUUUCAGCUGGUAUGCUGUUUCAUACUGUCACCUUGUCGUCCUUGAUUUGUCUGAUGGCCUUGAUGGUCCCUGUUUUCUUGAUGGAAUAAGAUUUACAGGGAGUUCUGCGUGAUUCUUGGAUUUCCGGUUGGUCCAGUGAUAAUGGUCGUUUCAAGAGCUCUUCAAAGUCCUUUAUCCACCUGUUUCAUUGCUCUUAAACGUCCGUGACAAGUUUUCUUAUAUUCAUAAUUGGUCCCUUCAAUCUACUAUAUAUUCUUGCAAGCCUGUUUGCUCUCUCACAUUUUCUUCUUCUGCAGUUUUUUCUGCUACAGCUCUCAGGUCUUCUACAUAUUUUCGCUUGUCAACAAUAUUCUUCCUCACUCGUUUAUUUACUUUUGUAUAUUAACCUUAUGUCUUAUCUUUCUCCGGCUUUCUCUUCGUCUGUUUUUGAUCACAGUUUUUUUGUGUUUCCUAUCUCAAGUCUUCUUCAAACCGUCUACGAAAACACAUUAUUUAUUCUGUUACUUCUUGACAUGCUCAAGUUAUCGAUUCUUUAAUUCGUUUCCAUUCUUGCUCUCCAUGGUGGUUUCUUCUUUUAGCAGAUCUUGUAAGACUUAGAACUUGUUGCAGAGUUAUCAUGAACUCGCUGUGAUUUUUAACACUUCCAGGGAAGGAUUUAUUAAAUUUUUAUACUACUACUUCCAUUAUCUAAUGCUUCUUUAGAUUCAUUUUUAGCUUAGUCAUCACCAGGUGGUAAUCUGAAGCUAUAUCAGCUAUUCUCUUUGUUCUUCCAUUGACCUGAAUUUUUUUGAUACAUAUGUGUACUUCCUCGUAGUUAUUGUCUCCACCUAAUGCGUUUAUAUCCGGUGUUGUCCAUCUCUACCUUGGCGUUAGGUCUCGUCGGGAUAAUCACUCCCUAUCCUGAGCGUUUCUGUAGUAUGGACUGCAGUCUCUUAUUGUCUGUGCUGCUAUCAUUAAUGGGUGCGUAGCUUUGGUUGACAUUCAGUGUGAUCUUUUCCUUUGUUUUGAAGGAUUCCUUGAUCAUUCUGGAGUCAUGAGAUACCCGUCGUAUGAGUGCUUUCCGUUCCUCUUUGAACAUUCUCAGUCUAACGUCUUGUGUAUGUGUGAUAUAUUUACUUCUCUGUGACUAUCAUAGAAUAAAAACUCUCCUGAACUUUGUUUUUUUGUCUAGAUUGUGUGCAUUGAGUUUCACUUAUUCCAAACGGAUCCAGGCUUUAUCUUCUUAUUUUGUGGCUAUUCGGAUGGCCCUCCCAGUCUCCCAAAUCAUCCAGACAUUUUAUGUACCUGUUUUAAUUGUCGCUCUGGUUUUCAGAAGGGGCAUUUGUCUCAAGGCUCCUAAAAAAUCUCGGCUUUCACCAUGUGAAGUUAUAAAUUUCCUAAAUAAAUACUCUUUGACUUCCAAGGGAGGGUUUAAAUAGUUGAAAUUAUAUUUUUGGUUAGUGAUUUUUCCUCUACCCGGACUUGAAAGUGACAGUAAUCCUAGAGGGGCUCUGAAUGCGGUUACUGUGAGAUUUAGGUUGGUACGUUUCAUUUUUCUGUGUUAAUGUGGUGUAGCAGCUUGAAAUAAUGUUAGAUUAGUGUAACUGUCUUAUUCAUCUCAAUUGAACCAAGCUUAACAAUUGGACUGAUGUACACAUGUCUCAGGUUACACGAUGCAUAUAGUCAGAUAACGUGUUCCAUCAUAUCAUAAUACACAGCGGAUUCUUAUUCAAUUUGUUUCCAUCUGUCGUAAUUUAAUAGAAAUAAUCAUACUUUUUGAAUAUUAAUAUUAAACCAUUAUUGAUCAAUGUAAUUUGUUGUACAAAUAAGGUAUUAAGAUUUAAGAGAUGACCAUUUUUAUUAAUUUAAUCUGAUAAAACCAGUGGAGUCUAAUCCGUGUCUUGUAUGAGACAAAAAACUUGUUAAAUUUUAUCAAAGAUGUUUGUAGUAAACAUUUGAACACAAAGCUACUCCCCUUUCAAUUUCCCGCAUCAACAUAAACUCUUAAUGUUGUACAUUCACUUUCUCUUGUUUUUCUCCACAUUGAAAUGUUUCAUUCUAUCAGAAUAAUAUUAAAACUAAUACUUGUUGAUAUAUAAACAUGAAAAUUGUUAGGGUUACUUGAAAGGGUAUAGUAUAUAUAGCACAUGACAUUAGACAUAAAACAUCACAUGUAACUAACCUCUUUUAUUAGUUGCUCGUAGUCAAUUGUCUUUUUAAAUAUUUAGUACUUUUAAGUUCAUGUAAAAAAAGCUGUGUAUACAGUGAUGUUGACUCAUUUCAUUAACUUUUCGGUGAAAAGUCAAUCUUCUCUUCGAUUACAUUCAGUUGUGUCAUCGUUUAAAUGUCGUUGUCUGUUAAUUCAUUCUAAGUAUUUAAUUACAUCAAACUUUUUCUCGUCUUACGGGUAGUAGGAGAUCCAUAGAAGAAUAUGUAAUAGUGAUUCUGACAGUCUUACAUACUUGGUUAGUGAAAUCAAAUAAUUGUGUGACCAGUAGUGGGGUUCAUUAGUGUCAGUCAUGAGACAAAUAUUGAUAAUGGCUAUGCAUGGUAGUUGCACAGUAUUGCUAAAUAUUGAAGAUAGGAAUAUAAAUUAUUAGAUUCUGACUCUUGCAUGCUCAUUCCGAGGUCUGAAGGUCCUGGGUUCUAUUCCUUGUAGGGUUGUGGAAUCCUCAAUUAGUAUAAAAUACCAGUGCGAUGAUUCUUUAUUUUUGAUGAUUGUCUGGCUAAAAUACAGUGUUGUAAAUAACAUAUAUGGAUUUGAAUAAAAACCACUGUUCCUGGGAAUUAACGCCUCCGAAAGCUUUUCAAUUAUGAUCAUAUGGCUCAAUGAACUCAACAUCACCAAAAGCAUUCGCCUACCUCAGUUGUAAAUCUUCAUGAUUUCAUAGACCACAUAAUGUAAUGGUAGUUUUUUGUCUGAAACAAAUUUUCCCCUAUCUUUUUAAAAAUAAAUUAUGCCACUUUGAUGUUUAUUAAUUCUUCUGUCCCUACUGUUUCAUUCAAAAUGCAAUUUGUACCGGAUUCUCAAUAUUUUCACGCUUAUUCAACUUAGUUAGAAAGAUGGGACUUAUUAAGACACUAUGAAAUGGCUAUAAUAAAAACAGAACUAAACUAUUUGAGAGUAUUCAUAUACUGAACUGUAAUCUUCGUAGCUAUUCAUGCUAAUUUGUAGUACUAAAUACAAAUUUUUCUGUGUAAUCAGCUCUUACGGACUCUGUUAGUGUCAGAGAGAUAAUAUGAUGGUAAUUGAUUACCAUCAUCUUACCUAAACCUGCCCCCAAACGCCCUGGUACGGCCGAGAGUGGGGAGUGUUAUAUCCUAGUGAAGAUUAAAUUACAGGUAACUUCCGAGGACUAUUAAUGGAAUAAUAUUCUAUAAAUAUUCCUAUUGUAUAAUUAUUCAAUAAUUAGAUUAUGUAUAUUUAUAUUCCCCUUAUUAUAAGCUUCAUUUUGACCUAUAAUUUAUUAUUAUACGAUUUACUGUCCCUAAAUUAUGCUCAGUUUAUUAACUACUGCCUCCCACGUUCACAGCCACUUUUUGGCUUUAUUGUGUACAAAUGUUAUUUCCUAUUUUAUGAUGCGUUGCGGUCUGUUUGAUAUAUAAACACAGUAUGUUUGAAAUUUAUGAUUCGCAUAUUGGGAGCUGGUAUUGGUGUUCUGGACUCAAGUGAACGGGCUAGGCGGACAUAGGACCAAUAAGAACGCUAGACUGCUCAUACUGGCCGAACGUCAUUGGUUUGGCACAGUGCUUAGAUUGUAUAAGUCACAUUUUGAUUGAUGGAUAAAUCACGUGAUAAAAAGCCGGACAUAAAGUCAUAACAGGGAGAGUCCGCUCUCCCUUUCGAAAUGCUCUCACAUGGCCACGCAUAUAUAGCCUCUGCCAGGGAAGUCCUAUUCACUGCCUUCUCGUGGCGGGGGUGUUGUUUACGAAAUUGAGAGGACGAAAAGUGAACGUUCGGCUCUUUAACCGGGUUGGUGGACAUGGAGAGUCCACCUAGGGGAGUUGCAAAACCCUGAUUCCAAACCAAUGGUGCACAUGAGCUCCAGUAUCCUAAAGGAACAAAUGGCGUAUGAACCAAUCGCUGGUCACUGGCUACCAUGGGACUGCAUCUCUUUACGUUGCUCCACCGUCUUGUGGAUCAGACCUUCAGGUCGAAGACUUCGGGUGUGGCCCCCUAAGAAAAACAUCUGAAUCGGUUUGGGCACUCAGGCAGUAUCACAGCCCUCACACAUAUCAAAUGAGAUCUGUGUGGCGCAUAUGUAUUUGGUGUCUCCUUGUACCAAUAUCUAUGUGUUAAAAUAAAAUAAAUAAAUACCUAAACCCGAAGUAGUCCGAGUGUGGGCUCAAACCUUGCAACCUAUUGACCGAGAGUUGCUCCACACUUACGUUUUAGUGUUUUUACGUCCAAUAGAUAUGUAAUAUUACACUCAUCCCGGAAUUCAUGAUAUAAUGAUCAGUACUUCUUUCAAAUCAACUUCUAAUGCAUUUAUUUUGUUGAUACAUCAAAAAAGCAUUUGUUAAACAAAUCAAAUUCUCUUGUAUAAUGUCAUCCAGACUUCUGUAAUUUGUUUAUUUGGAGGAUUGCAUAGUGCGUCAUAAUUAAUCAGUUUUUUUAUAAACGAAGAUUGUGGAGUAAAAUGAAUUCAUUAAAUCAUGGUCUUUCUCCCUUUUUCGUUCAUCUAAAAAUCGAAUUUACGCAAAUAGGAAAAGUAGUUGAAGUUGUCAGUAGUGGAAUAAGUGACUCUAUAUAUGUCACAUACAAUAUUACAUUCUUGAAAUACUUAGUUUUCUGAAUUCUAUCAGUCAAUCCGUAUAUAGAGGAAGAUCAAGAGUACAUGAAGUAAAAUACAUACACUUCAUUGCUCAUAAUGUGUUUGUUGUUGUUCUUACUUUCUAAAAAUGCCUGUCAUCAAGGGAACAAAUUGCAUUGUAUUUUAAUUAGUUACACUAUUCAUUUCAUGAAAAUUUUCUGGGGAGUGUUUAAUUUCUACUUGCCUCUGAUUAUUUCCAUUCCACCCUCACCAAAUUCAUAUACAAGUGAGUUGUAGUUUAUUUUUAUUUUCAGUGUUUUACAUGUUUCUCUCCUUGUUAACUCGUCAAUCCUUUUAUUGUGCUAACUUGUUAUUUAUAUUUUCUUUAAAUUACCAUUUUUAGUUAAGAAUAUUUAACUACGUAUCAUCGAUGGGGUUGUAUCCGAACUGGAUACUCAAAAUAAGCGUUAAUUGGGCUCCGAAUUGUCACUAACACAACAAAUAUAACACUUUACACCCUAACAACAGGUUAAGAUAUUAGUUUAAAACACUUAAGUUCGACUCUAAAAUUAAUAUUAUCUUCGUACAUAGUUACUUUACUAGUCAUACAGGUAUGAAUUUUAACACAAAAAUGAACUAUAUCAUUAUUUUUACAUAUUUUCCCCCUUUCUAACUAGGAACUUAUUUCAAUUACCAAUCCAAGUACCGUAGAUAUGCAUUUCAACAAUAAAAGUGAUACAUUGGAUGUAUCCUCGGUGACAAGCAUUCAAACUGAUUCAUCAUCUAUUAGUAGACCAGAUGAUUCAUUAGAGUCUACUAGCCGACGAAGGCAUGAUGCUUUCGGGAGAUUCGAUGCUAUUAUUAUUAUUACUACUACUACUACUACCACUGCUACUAGUAGUAAUCAAAGGUCGAAUGAUGAACACUAUCCUAGGACUACACGUUGUUUAUCAUGUCGAGAAUACGAUAGUCAAACUUGUAAUGGAGAGUUAUCUACUCAUGAUUCUGAUUUGAAUUAUCUUAAAGAAGUACAUCUUUGGUUGAAAAAUCCUAAUCGAUCAGUUACUAUUGGCGAUCAAUUUAAUUCUUCUCCAAAUACAAUAUCGACAAAAUCUUCAAUAAGUUUAUCGACUUUAUCCGAUAAUAUUCACACUUCUUUCCCAUCUAUGUUAUCAAAUUCUCAGUCUACAUCUAAACUACAGGUAUCCGAUGUAGUGGAUCCAUUGUUGUUGACCAAGAACGAUAAUCAUAAUGGUAAUAAUAAUUCCAGUUGUGUGGAACAAACACUUCCAGCCAGUGUUUAUGAUAAUCGUCUGGACUUGUCUGCUGACUGCCAAUCUAUUAGCGAACUAUGCAUAAAUACAACAAGAACCUUAACAGCUUCUGAUGGGCCUUCCGUUUAUAAAGAUCUAGUUCGAUCAUCUGAGGAAUUUACUUCGUGUUCGCCACCGAUUAACCUGAGUUCAAUGAAUAAUCCAAUGUAUUCCUCGUCAUCUACAUCGAACAGAAGAGUCGUAGCCACAACAUCAAGUUCAGACUUUCGUUUUGGUGCUGAGAAAUGCUCGAAAACAAUAUCAGACUUUUGCCCCCUAUUUCCAAAGCGUCAUAGUUCCGGUUCUUCUCCAAUCUCCACACCACCUUCUGAAGAAAGCAGUUCUGACUCCACUGCACUAAAAGCAUCUUCACCGGAAUAUUGGACUCCAAAAGGCACAUCACGUUAUAUUCGUGGAAUAUACACACCAUACCAAUCUUACAGUCAAACAUUUCGUCCUGUUGUGAAUCAUUCUCGAGAAUCUCAAGUAAAAAACACUUCCUCUUCAUGUCGAUUAUCCCAAGCAUCUCAUUCGAUGGUUGUAUCACAGUCCAGUAGUGUAUCAAAGCGCAAAUCUUACAACCAAUUCACCUUGGAGGAUUUCCCUUCAUUAUCAACUUUACGUUCCAUGGUCAAUGCGGAAUCAUCAAAUGUUUCAACUAAACAUAAAACGAGUAAUGAAAAUUACAGUUCUUUUAAUAGUCAUAUCAAUCAUAGUUGUAACAACAGUAAGGAUAAUGAUAAUGCAUGUACUCGUCAAUUACCGAUCACAUCCACUACUUUUCCCGCGUCCUCGUGUGAAUUACCUAAUAGUGUACAAAAUUCUCAAUUAGAUUUUGAUAAACUUCCAGUUGUUUCUAACUACAUGAUACAUGGUGAAAACGAUAAUACAGUUGUAAAAUCAAUCUCAUCGAAUUCAACUGAUAAUAUUCAAUUGGAGCCAAGUGUUUUCUCUUCUAAUUCGUCGAAUUUUCUUCCGAUUAUGAUAACAAAUUCAACUACUUCUUCACAUAUAUCUGUGUUACCACGUGUUACCACUAGUACUACUAUUACUACUACUACAUCUGUCUGUACUGCUUGUACUGCUACUACUGGCAGCAAUAAUUUUUCCAUCUCACCACAUUAUUGGAUGUUACCUGAAGGUCCUAUACCAAUACUUCCUUCAACAUUAUAUUCGCCAUAUCUAUUGCCUACAUCUACAAUUUUAGAAAAUUUCCAGUCAAUGCAAAGACUACCUAUGUUAUAUCAGUGGACAGUCCAAUCGGCGGAUACAUCUAGUAACAGUAUUAACUGUAUUAACAAUGUAUGUGCAUCUUUUAUACCAUAUUUAUCGCCCUGUGUUGGUAUUUUCACUACAAACUCUGUGAAUAAUAAUAAUAAUAAUAAUAAUAAUAAUAAUAAUAAUAAUAAUAAUAGUGAUGAUGAUACACAAUGUGCCAAAAUGAAUAUUCAUGAGAUUAGUACAAUUUAUCAUUCCCCUCAAGAAUCUGAUAACGACGAACACGAUAAUAAUGAUGAUCAUGAGCAUAAUGAUAUCGAAAAGAAAAAGAAAAUCAAAGAACUAGAUAGUCCAUUACAUUCUACCAGUACCACUGAUGUCUCUAUGAAUAAUAAUAAUCACAAUAUUGAAGUAACUACUAACAUCACUCCUCUUGAAACUACAAGUUCUUCAGUCUGUAAUUCUCAGCUGGAACUACUUCAUAAAGGCUUGUUUUCACAAUCAUACAUCUUAUUGCCUUCAUACCCUCCUACUCCUAUCCCUACUACUACCACUAAUAUUCUUCCAUAUUCAAAUCCUAAUAUGUAUGUUAAUACUUUAAAUUCUUGUGGAAUAGUGCAAAAUUCACCAGUUUGUCAAGCAAGUAUAACGAUAACAACAAUUUGUAAUAAUAAUAAUAAUAGUGGUGGUAUCGAUCUGAUUACAAAUAGUAAUAGUUUGCUUACAAAUCAUCAGUUGAAUACAACUAUGAUGAAGCAACUGAAUGAUGAACGGAAUUUACCAGAGAAUAAAAAGGCAAAUAUGUCAAACGAUACAAAUAUCUGUCCAGUAUCACAUGAAAAAACGUUUAAUGGUAUCAACGCCACAGCGAAUAGUACGACCUCACCUUCCUUUGUGACUACUGAUACUACCAUUUUAACGACGAAUUUGAACAUUAAUCGUAUCCAUUCAUCUAACCGCCUAAUACCUCAUCAAGCAUAUGGUUCUAAUCGUACUGAUAUAAUCACUACGGAGGAAACUCAUAAAAAUCCACCAGUAAAUACUGUUGAGAAUUGUGACUGUUCAGAUUCUACCAACAGUAGCAAACCUUAUCCCUUAUGGUCUACUAAUGAAACUGUUUGUAAUCCUACUUGGUUCUAUCCUCGUUUUCCUGGUCGACCUGAUUCUUCAAGUGGUCUACCCUCCAGUACUUCCGGGUCCCAACGUACUUACCCUACUCGUGGUUAUUCACCUAUGAAUUUCAAUAAUUCUGUUCUACCACGCGGCUAUGCUCAACCUCAAAUUGCCAGUUCGUUUUACUAUACACAACACCCUGGUUUAACAUUAGUUCCAAAUUCUGUGUCCGGUCAUUCACCAUUUAUUGGUUCAGUUCCUAAUCCAAAUAUGCACUUCCAACAACCACAUCCCUUAUACGGUUUAGUUCCUAGUUCAUCUUCGACUUCUGGGGCAUCACUGAAUGGAUACCCAGGAAUUCCUAUGGCCUCUACAAACUCAAUUAAAUCCAACAUUUCUUCCAUAGGUCAGUCAUCAGUAGCAUCAGUUGAUCCUAUAUCAACAGCAGCCUUACUACAAAAUGCUUUGAUUCAAAUACCAAAUGUUCCUUUGCUACAGAACUUCGUGCUACAUCCGCCUUUACAUCCAACAUAUCCUCCGCCAAUACCAAAUAUACCAGCUAAUUGUGCCAAUAAUCCUGCCAUGACAAUUUCUUCUUGGUCAUCAAUAAAUGGACCUAGAAUAGUCAGUUGUUACAAUUGUGGUCAGCCAGGACAUAAAGCUAAUGUUUGUCCAUCUAGAUGGUCUAGUCAACAAUUAUCAGAAAGUAAGCAAAAAUUAACUGUUCCCUCAAUUGAAUUGAUAGAAAUAUUAUUUCCUAUACACACUCCUCCCAAACUAAUCCCCUAAUUUUAUGUUGAACAAUUUUAAUGUUAUUCUCAGAUUGAUUUUAAUCUCAUCUUGUGUGUGCUCCAUAGCUCUCUAUACGUUCCUAAAAGGCAAAAAACGUGAUUAGCUGUUAAGCAUAUCUCUUAAUCAAAUGUGGUAAGAUGAUCGUACGUUAUAAGCAUAUCUAAACCGGUGUUCGAACCAGAGACUUAUUUUCUGAAAGCAGAGUAUUUUAAAAAAUAAUCCUCCAUUCUCCCAGAUGAUAUCUUGCGCUAUGAACUACAUUAUUCAUAUUUAUAUUCGACACAACUUUAGUGGUUAAGACAUCACUUUCAACCAUUGAUUCUCAGCUUCGAACCCUGUUCUAUUGGCUUCGGUUUGAACAGUCGGGUAGUUAUUACCAAGUAUCCUUCAUCCAUAGAAUACUUGACGUAUGAUAAGUUUUCAUUCGUUUUGUAUGAAUGUUAAUUUUCAGUACAUUUCCUGGUUAAUUAGUUAUUUAAUAAAUUUAUUAUUUCUUCACUCCAUCAAUUGGUAAAUAUCUGUAUGUACUAGACUACAGUCCAUAAUUAGUGUGUGUAUGUGUGUGAAAACAUUCAUCGACUUGGAAAAUCGAGAGAGAGAAGCGAUACACUUAACUUAUCGAUUUGAACUUCUCUCUAAUUUUUAUAUCAGUGUUUAAUAUCAAAAGAAAUAAAUCAGACAAAUUUUGUUUUAGAAAUAGUAUCUGUUCAUUAAGGUGUGUAUACACAAACACCAUGCUCUAAAGCCUAAAUAUACAUCUAUAACCUUUAUACUAGAAGUAUGACUCUUCAUAGUCUUGUAUAUACAAACUACAUGGAUAUUUAGUUAUGUUAUUCAUGUAUAUAUUUAACUUGCUGAUUAUAAAUCUAUUCAUUCUUCAAUCUCUUGAAUUGGGUCUUUUAUUUUCAAUGUGAUGAUAUCGUACUUUAUUCCCUUCAUUCUUUUCGAAUUAUAUCCUCUCUUUGUUUAGUCUCAGUUUUUUUUACUAUUGUUAGUAUUAUCAUAGAGUAGCACGAAGACUUUUGAAAACGGACAUAUUUGUACCAGAUGCUAGUUCUUUGCAUGAAACAAUAAUGAAUGGUGGUAAUUACAUGUAGAAUAAUAUACUUCUGACUUUCAACUUCUUUUAAAACAGUUGUUUAUAACUUCAUUUGACUGUUAUACAUAGAUCGUUGCAUUAAUAAAAGAGGUCAUCAGUAGCUGCACCGUAUUUUGUAACAUAAUUCUGAAAUUCAUUUUAGCACAACACAAUUCUUACAACUAAUCAAAUCGUAUAUUGGCAUUCUGUAUUAAGUUAGAUGGAUAAGAGGUUGCUGAAGUGUGAAAGGUUUAUGUGUUCUGUUUUUUUAACGGUUAUAUCAUUAUUUAGAAAUACUCCUUUUUAAUCAAUUCAUGUGAUAAUUGCACUUUCUCACAUCAAAUCACAUUAUUGAUUGUUUAUUUCUAUUUUCCAUUUUUCUUCUUUGUCUGUGUGUUUGUAUAUAUAGAUGUUUUCUCGUUAAAUUGUGCUCCAAGAAAAUAGUAUCAAACUAUAAAGUAGUAAUUAUGAAUCAAAACAACUCUGCAGAAUCACAACCACCGCCUCAUAAACUAUGCUGCUGACUAUGGAACAGAAUUGUGUUUAUUAUUAUUCGAAAAACCUUUCAUUGAUCUAUUAUUAUUAUUUCCAAUUACGACAAUAGACACCGUCAUUACUAACGAACUAAUCGCAUACAUGUCCAUAAUUAUGAUUAUUUCAUUCUCUGAUUUUUUUUCAUCAACAAAAAAUAAUUUACACAGUCAAAAAAGAUACUAAUUACCGUUUUGCCGAGACAUGGAUACACAAGCAUUGCCUUGACUCAUAUCGUUUUUCUAAUUCAAUGUCCAAGUUAAUAGUAGAAAAAAAACUGUAUUUUUGAAAGAACCUGAAAAGUUCUUUUUUUACUAUUGAUUUUGACAUGAGUUUACAGAUACCUACCAUCUUACAAACCUUGUAUUUUAAAUUGAUAUCUAUGCAUGUGUAGUGUGUUUAUGUAUAUGGUGUGUGUGUGUGUGUGUGUGUGUGUGUGUGGGGUAUCUUACUUUUAAAACAGUCAAUAUACUGAACAAAACAAUAAGUCCAACAAUUCUUCCUAGCAUUGUUUUACAUUUCAUCCUGAAUAUUGAAUUCUUUUUAACUAUUAUUAUUAUUCCCAUUUUAAAAAAAGUAUGAUGAAUUCUUUUUAUAAUAUCUAUCAUAUAGAUUGUAGAGAGACACAUUGCUUGAUCUAGAUAUUAUAUACACACAAUUGUUUUCUUUUUAUUACCCCCCCAUUUACUUAUUUGUAUUCUAGCUUGUAAAUACUUAUACAUUGUGUAUAUGUUGUUCACCUGUUUAACUAAAACUACACUUUCUUUUGAAUUAGUAGUAUUUUGUUGACAAUAUAAGCCGUUCCUUCUUUAUAUUUUGUAUUGUACACAAGUAAUAUAUGUAUGCUAAUUAGCUUCAUUUUAUUCAAUACCUGAGAGAAACUAUGCCAUAUACAACUUACUUUACAAAUAUUUAUGAUAAACAUGAUUUGAUAUUUAUCUAAUAAGUCGGGUCGCUGCAUGUUUUACACACUAUGGAUCACGGACGAUGUAGUCCAUAUUGGAAUUGUGCUCCUGUUUUUUUCCCUGUGCUCCUACUCACUCCUACUGGAAAUGUCCCUAAGCUAGGGAAAAAGAUAAGUGAGCACGAUGGAGGCGAGAGUAUAUAUGUGUGUGUUUUAUUCUAUGUGAGAUCCAUAGUCAUCCUUUUUUAAAAAUUAUUUCCCUUCAUUCUUGUUUUUAUAGUCGAUUAUUAUUAUUCAGUUAGCUUUUUGCCUGCCUACCUACCUGUUUAUCUAGAUGUUUUUGUCUGUUUUGCGUCAUGUUGCGCACACGACACCAUAUAACAUCUGUUUUUUUGCUUAGAUAUAUGCAUUUCCUUACGUAUACAUAUAUGUUGUCUCCAUUCUCAUUAUGCCGUGGCAGAUAAGAAGGUAGACAUAAUAUGUAUUCUGCUUUUAUUCAGGUGAUAAUAAUAACAAUAAUAGUGGUAAUUAGUUGUUACUAUCUUGAGACAAACACUUGUUACUGUUGUUGCUACUUCAUUGUCUUUCUCCAAAUGUGUAUCUUUAUACUUGUGUGAAUAAAUCUCUACCCAUUUAACCUUUACAAUUUGUUUCCAAUUAUGUAUGUUUGAGCCUGUGAAAAGAUGAACAAAUAGACAAAAUGUCCACUUUACUUUCUCCAUCCCCUUACCCUAUUCCAAUAGCCAGUUAUCAUAAUUUGUGUAUGUAUUUGCAUAUACUUCUAUUCUCGAUUGCCUCUCUUUUCUCUCUUUUGAUUGUAUUAGUAGGUAGUACAGUUUUUAUUUUUUAAAAAUUGUUAAUAAAUUAAAAAAAACAAAUAGAAAUCUCAAUAUUCUGUUUUGUUUAUUUUUUCUUACCGAAAAUAAGUACAUGUAAGUAACUUCAUUUCAAGAAAACUAAUUACUGUGUUAUGAUGAAUAGUAUGCACAGGUCUAUGGUGUAAAUCAUGUAUCUUCUAAAAUGAACUGGUUUGAAUUUACCACUGUUACUACUACAGUAUUAAUAAUAUCCUGCUCAAUAACCAGUGUACAUUUAUAACUUUUUAUCGGCUUUAUAAACAACCAAUUAAUAUAUGGUGGACGGUGGCGUAAUUCCGUGGAUUGGUUGAAGUUUUACAUUAACACCGUUGGAUGCUGGUCGACUCAGUGGUCUAGAGUUUAAGCGUUCAGGCGUGAAACCGAAGGUCCUGGGUUUGAAUCCCACGAGCGGAUUCGUGGAUACGCACUGGUGAGGAGUCCAAUGCUUCCAGGUUUUCAAUGGUGGUCUAGCUUUAGUUGACUCACGAAUUCAACUAUUAAAUUAAUAUACACUUGUCAUAAA
This is a messenger RNA of Schistosoma haematobium, 15397 nucleotides long. RefSeq lists its product as uncharacterized. Bases 7782 to 11501 code for a protein of 1239 amino acids. The transcript is spliced from 8 exons. Lineage: Eukaryota; Metazoa; Platyhelminthes; Trematoda; Strigeidida; Schistosomatidae. Gene Ontology annotation, molecular function: zinc ion binding; nucleic acid binding. The record is from RefSeq and is a predicted model, not a curated record.